AUGGUGAUUGCCUACAAGGAGUUGUUCAGAACUGGAAACCAUAUCUACUAUGGUCCAACCAUGGUAGAUAUUGGAGCAGUCAUGUAUAUAGAAAACGAACUUGUCACCCUCUUUAGAUUGAGAAACAUGCUUAAGGUUGGGGUGAAUGGUAUUGUAGCUAUCUCUUUAGCCAUAAUGUAUAUGAUAACAGAUGUUAAGGAAGUCGAGAAAAGCAUUAGGACUUCCUCUGAGCCUAAGAGUCUCCUGCAAGACUUCAUGAUAUUAGAUAUUGAUGAGCAAGAUGAGAAAGAGCUAGAGAAACAGAAUAUAAGCUAA
This is a messenger RNA of Microthlaspi erraticum, 315 nucleotides long. Lineage: Eukaryota; Viridiplantae; Streptophyta; Magnoliopsida; Brassicales; Brassicaceae. The record is from the annotation of a GenBank genome assembly.